Messenger RNA from Microcebus murinus (gray mouse lemur), 3843 nucleotides. The record is from RefSeq and is a predicted model, not a curated record. Lineage: Eukaryota; Metazoa; Chordata; Mammalia; Primates; Cheirogaleidae.
GUAGCUGCAUUGGCCUGUGGGGACCUUGAAGCACCACUGACUCAGAACCACGGCACCUGAGGGCUAGCAGGGCAUCCCCUAGGUUUCCAGUUCAAGAUCUGUGAUCCCUCCAUCUCUGCUCCUUGGUGCUAGCUGCCCCUUCUCUGGGGACUCUUCUCUGUGCCGGGUGAUCCUCAAACUCCAGCCUGGAGUCGCCACUGAUCUCAAACCCUGUCCACACUUCCACCGCAGCCUCCCCUGCCUGACUGCCUCUCGCUGCAGGUCCGGCCUGGAUGCCCUGCCCUCGGCCCCCCUGGCUCCGCCGCCCCCGGCCCCCCCAGGGCUCUGGCCCCAGCUCCCCAGGCUCGCUCUCUGCACCCCACUCCCCGGCCAGAGAAGAGGAUGAGGAGGCAGACGGCAUCCCGGGCUCAGGCCCCAUCCUGACCCCCGCUUCCCCGGUGGAGUGCCUCAUCUGCGUGUCACCCUUCGAUGGCCUGUUCAAGCUGCCCAAGCGCCUGGACUGCGGCCACGUCUUCUGCCUCGAGUGCUUGGCCCGCCUGUCGCUGGCCACUGCUGGCGGCGGCGACGCAGUAGCCUGCCCGGUGUGCCGCGCACCCACGCGCCUGGCCCCGCGCCGCGGACUGCCCGCGCUGCCCACGCAGCCCGGCCUGCUGCCCCGCGACGCGCGCGCGCCGCUGCCCCGCCAGGGCUCGGUGCGCUUCGACCGGCGCCGUGGCCUGCUGUACCUGCGCCCGCCGCCCGCGCCCGGGCCUCGCAAGGUGCGCGCCGCGCCGCCCCCGCCACUGCGCCUGGGCCGCCCGCUGUCGCGCCGCCCCAGGCUGGACAGCCCGGCCUGGGCCUUCAACGCGGCUGUGGCCCUGGCCGUGCUGGUGGCCGCGGGCCUCGUGGUCUCCGGCGUCUACAUCUUCUUCCUCAUCCCGCACGCCGCCUCCUCGGGCCCCGCACGGCCCCAGCUCGUGGCGCUCGCCCCCGCGCCUGGCUACUCCUGGCUCCCCCCGCGGCCCACGCCGGGAACGCCCUGGACCCCGGGCUGGAUGCCUCAGCCCUCAGGCGCUGACUCGGGCGCUGUCCACACGUCGGCUGCCGAAGACGCGCUGGAGCCGGAGUUGGGCCCCGGGGACCCAGCGGAGGCCGAGGGGACGCUGGAUGGGCCGUCGGACCGCACGUGGGGGACAGAAGCAGACCCGGGCUGGGCCCUGCUGGUUCGGGGCGGGAGGAGGGUGUGGGGGCCACAAUAAAUGUGAAAGCGUUUCGGACUCUGUCUCCUGCCUGGACCUGGGUGUCCCCCUGGGGGGGCCUUAGCAGGGUGCACAGCAAGCGCUCAUUUCUCCAAACAAGGGCCUGGAAGGGCAUCCCUGGCAUUGUCACCCUGGGGCAGGGACCCUCUCAAGAAGCAACCACCGCCGUCAUCCCACAGGGAUCAUCUGGGAACACCUAGAUCCCCCUUGAAGUCCAAGAGGUCACCUCUGACCUCAGUUCUCUUGGCCGUCCCGCCAGUGUCCUAACCGUGAUGUCUGCGAGGGUCAUAACAAGGGAUGCUCUGGACCCGUCUCCGUGGGGUCUGGCUGGAAGGAUCCCUGCUCCCCAGCCCUGCAGGAGUGCAGGUGGGGACCUUCCCCCCACCACGUUCACACAGAUGCCCGGUCAGGGGCCCCCAGCCCUGAACCUGGAGCCCCAGUCACUGCCCUGCAGAGUCCUGGGGGAGCACCCUCCCCCACACCAGAGCCCAAAGUCCAGGACUGCCCAUCCUCUAAGUUUGCCAGCUGCGGGCUUCCCGUUUUUGGAGAGCAAAGCUGCCACCACUCAUACCGCUGUCAUGUUGCUCCCCACUGGCCCAUGGCAGGGACAACCCUGCCCUCACCCCAGUCUGUGGACUUAGUUCUGUCACUCUGCUGUCCAGGCUGGGCUGGAUCCAGCUGUCUACAUGCUGAUCUUGGAUGUAUACUCGCCAGCCUCCACAGCUUGCUGGGGGCGGGUGCUUGGGCUGGAAGAGGCAGGGAUGGCCUAGCCAGGACUGGGGAGGCCCUUGAUUCUAAAAAAUGAGCUCCUAACCCCAUCCUAAGUCCCCAACUGCUUUGGGAGCCUCGACUUCGCCCUGAUCAUGGCUUCUUAGAUCCUCCCAAUAUGCUAUGCGACAGUUGUGGUAGUCAUGGCUCAGAGAGGCCAAGGUCACCCCUGGGUCAGAGGCACACAGCGUGGUGGGGCAUCCUGGAUCUCACUAGCUGGCUUCAGGUGUCCUGGGCCUUCUCUCUGCCUACAGGAGCCCCCCAUCACCCCAAUUAAUUUCUCGAGGCUAGUUACUUCUCUUCCUCCUCCAGGACUCCAUCUGCCCUGCUCAGCCUCCCUCUGUGCCCCCAGCCAAAGCCUGGGUCUUCCCAGAGGACAGCAGCCUCCAGGGAAGGUGGCUCAUGGGUUCCUGUCCUCCUCUCAGAAAUCUUCCUGGGUUAGUCACAGGGAGCUAGAGGGCAGGUGCCCUCUGUGCAGACUGAACACGGGGGUUCUGUUUCCUCUCAGGCCCUGGAGCUCCCAUCCUGCCUCACCUAGCCCAGGAAUGGGGUGCUGUGUGUAGUGGGUGGGCACCCAGCAUUGUCCAGAGAGAAAUGUGAUGUCUAUGCAGCUGGAGGCUCCUGUUUGAUUUGUUUAUAUGAGUGUCCUCAGCACCCAGCAUACAGUGUAUGCCAAAGAGUUACUGGGGAGUGACAGCAUUACAAGUGACUGAGAGGCAGCUUGGGAAUGCAGCCUGGGCCCAGGCAUGUCUGUGGAGCUAGUUCUGGUGUGAGCUGUUGCUUCCAGGUGGAACACCAGAGGAGCAACAUUGGGAAGACCAAGGGUGUGUCUUCUCAGACUAGUUCUUUGCCCAACCCAGGUGCUGUUGUUACCCACAGGGGCUGAGACCAGUGCGCUGGGUCACAGGUCAGCCACAGCCCAGCCUCACAGUGAGGGAACCUGGUGGGUCAUGAGCAGGAUUGGUGGUCUAUUAGUUUUCUCUGACUGCUGUAACAAAUUACCCACAACUCAAUCCCUUAGAACAUGCAUAGUUAUUAUAUUACAGUCCUGCAGUGCAGAUAUCCAAGAUCAGUUUCACUGGGCUAAAGCUGAGGGGCCCACUGGCUAGUUCUUUCUGGAGACUCUAAGAGAGAAUCCAUUCCUUAACUUUUCCAGCUAAUAGAGCAGGAUUCCUUGCUCCUGACUCCUUCAAAGCCAGCAGCCCAGCAUCUUCAGAUCUCUCUGUCACCCUCCUGCUGGAGCUCUUUCACUUUUAAGGACACAAUGAGAACAUUGGGCCCACCAAGAUAAUCUAAGAUAAUCUUGCAUCUCAAGAACCUUAAUUUAAUCACAUCUGCAAAGUCCGUUUUGCCAUGUAAGGUAACAGAUCUGCAGGCUCCAAAAAAUAACAGAUUUAUUGAAAUGUAAUUUACAUAACAUAAUAUUCACCCAUUUAGAUGGUACGAUUCAAUGAUUGUUAGCAUAUUCGCACAGUUGUGCAACCAUUACCACUAUCUAGGUCCAGAACAUUGUGAAAAAGAAACUUCUUACUCUGUCAGGUCCCAUUCCUCCCUUCCCUCGGCCCCUGGCAACCGUACAUCUAUUUUCUGUUUCUAUUCUGGACAUUUCAUAUCAAUAGAAUCAAAUGGUGUCAGAAAUCCAUAUUUAAAGAGGAAGUAGUGUUUAGAUCUUUCUUCCUAGCUGAUGGAGUCAACUCAUGGGUGUGGUGUCUCGAGCUGGAGAAAUGUCACUUGUGAGUCCUGGUCCUUGUUUUUAGCCCCUCUGAAAUUUAGUGCCCACUCAGGAAGAGGGGAUGGGGGAUACACUUGGCCUUGGCCUUAUUGUAAUUAGCCUAUG